CCCCUCCUCCCCGGAGCCGGUCCUUGCGGCUCCGCCCCGGAGGAGAGGGGCGGCUGCGGCAGCUCCAGCUCUUUUUUUUUUUUAAAAAAAAAAAUUAUUAUUUUCCUCUCCUCUCCCCCCCCCCGCGCCGGGGCGUGGAGCGAGAGAAAGCCGUGCGUUUUGCAGGGCUCGGGGUUUUUUUUUUUUUUUUUUUUCUGGAGGAAGGGGCGGAGGAAGCGGAAAGCAGCGCGGAGCCGCCGGGGGAAGCUUUCGGAUGAACCAUGUUGAGUCCCGCGAACGGGGAGCAGCUUCACCUGGUCAACUAUGUGGAGGAUUAUCUGGACUCCAUCGAGUCCCUGCCUUUCGACCUGCAGAGGAACGUCUCCCUGAUGAGGGAGAUCGACGCCAAAUACCAAGAUAUCCUGAAAGAGCUGGAUGACUACUACGAGAAGUUCAAACGCGAGACCGACCCGGGCCAGAAGCGGAGAGUCCUCCACUGCAUCCAGAGAGCGCUGAUCCGGAGCCAGGAACUGGGCGACGAGAAAAUCCAGAUCGUCAGUCAGAUGGUGGAGCUGGUGGAGAACCGGACCCGGCAAGUGGACAGCCACGUGGAGCUCUUCGAGACCCGCCAGGAGGCCAACGAUCCGACGGGCAACGGCGGCAAGGCCGGGCCGGAGAAGGCCAAGAACGAGACGAUGGGCCAGGCGGAAAAGCCGAACAACAAGCGGUCCAGGCGGCAGCGCAACAACGAGAACCGGGAGAACGCCUCCAACAACCACGACCACGACGACCUCACCUCGGGGACGCCCAAGGAGAAGAAGGCGAAGACGUCCAAGAAGAAGAAGAGGUCCAAGGCCAAGGCGGAGAGGGAGCCCUCCCCGGCCGACCUCCCCAUCGACCCCAACGAGCCCACCUACUGCCUGUGCAACCAGGUCUCCUACGGAGAAAUGAUCGGCUGCGACAACGACGAGUGCCCCAUCGAAUGGUUCCAUUUCUCGUGCGUGGGACUCAACCACAAACCCAAGGGCAAAUGGUACUGUCCGAAAUGCCGGGGGGAGAACGAGAAGACGAUGGACAAGGCCUUGGAAAAGUCCAAAAAAGAGCGGGCGUACAAUAGGAGGAGAUGGUUUUUCCUUUCCGGAAAUUUGAAAAACAGUUUCGCUCGCCAGGCGUAUCUGAAUUAAGAUACCGCAGGUCGCAAACUGGAAUUUGUUCGGACGGAGAUCGAGGCGGCACCGAACGAGAAAAGGUGAAACGCGGUUGGUUCCUGCUACAGCCGGUGUCAGUAUAAACGUUGUCACAAAGGUUUAGGAUUCAGAUGUUAUUUUUUAAAACCGUUACUGGCUAAAUUUUACAUGACGAAUAUUUUAUAUACUGGCCCGGACCCCCAAGGGCCAUUUUAAAAAUGAUCGAGUUCGUUUUAUAUUUAACCAAAAAGUGGUUUAGCCGAGAAACUUAACACAAAUCAAGCUUUAUACUGUCACAGAUAAGUGUAGCAAUCUUUAAUUUGUAGAAGUUGUAUAAAUGUAAAUUUUUAAGUCGACUUGCACUUAACUGUAUUAUAAUCGGAAAUGCAGCCAAAUGCCAUUGCAAAACCAGUGAGCAUUUCCCUCUCUAUGUAUGAAAGUUGUACAGCCGUGAUAUUAAAUAAAUGAAACUUGGACAGUUUG
This is a messenger RNA of Ornithorhynchus anatinus (platypus), 1649 nucleotides long. It is a transcript of the gene ING1, whose product is annotated as inhibitor of growth family member 1. The transcript is spliced from 3 exons. Gene Ontology annotation, biological process: positive regulation of DNA-templated transcription. NCBI's taxonomy places the organism in Eukaryota, Metazoa, Chordata, Mammalia, Monotremata, Ornithorhynchidae. Gene Ontology annotation, cellular component: nucleus. The record is from RefSeq and is a predicted model, not a curated record. The coding region runs from base 261 to 1163 and encodes 300 amino acids.